Molecule: messenger RNA, 6582 nt
Organism: Fundulus heteroclitus (mummichog)
Lineage: Eukaryota; Metazoa; Chordata; Actinopteri; Cyprinodontiformes; Fundulidae
Gene: kdm3b
Product: lysine (K)-specific demethylase 3B
Exons: 25
Coding region: 312-5678 (1788 amino acids)
Biological process (GO): regulation of transcription by RNA polymerase II
Cellular component (GO): chromatin; histone deacetylase complex
Molecular function (GO): transcription coregulator activity; histone H3K9 demethylase activity; chromatin DNA binding
Source: RefSeq, a predicted model, not a curated record
GCCCGUCUACCAGGAGGAGUGCGUUUGAUUGUUGCAGGGCUCAAUGGCGGACAGAGCAGGAUAGUCGCGUUAACGCCGAGGACAAAAACGUUUCGACCGGGACAUUUGCGGUCCUCCGCCGCCGCCGAGUAUCUCCCUCCCCCACCGGAGCAGCGGCCAAAAACGAGCACCGGUUUUUGCAUCAACGUGAACUGCGAACCAGUCGCAGCGCGUUUCUCCUCGCCGUUUUCUACGUUUAGCUUCCUUGAGUUCCCAUCCCGAGCGAAGUUCAACUGUUCAUGGUGGCACACUGCUAGCUUCGCAAGUCAACCAUGGGGGACUCUCUCGAAUUGAUCGGGAAGCGCAUGAUUUUGCUCCUCGACGACGGCAGGCCCGCCAAUGGAUCCGAGACGGAGCAACCGGCCUGGGCCCGGGACUGGCUCCGCGGCACGGUGCGGGCGGUGAGCGUCAUCGGCCUGGCCGCUCCGGAGGUUAGCGACGGAGGGGAGGCGACAACCGCGAGCACGGCUGCCGCCGGGCUGACGGUGUGUCUGGAGUUUGAAAACGCACCGCAGCGAUGUUCGUGGGUGCAGGUGUAUGGCGACGGAGUGAAAGCCGUGCUGGUGGAAGACUCAGUGGUCUGGGUCAGCCCCAGCGACGGUACGAGGGUGAGCACCCUUCCCGGACUGACAACGGCCUGGCCUGCGCUGGCUUUCCGCUCCCUGGUGGACAGACUGGGUUUAGGAUCGCUGGUUCCGGUCGAGUAUUUUGCCACCAAGAAUUCAGAGUUCUUGCCAGAUGACAAAGCUUUCCAGAGGUUUGAGAUUGAGAAAGAUAUGAGACACCCCUUGCUGUUGGAGCAACCCUCACUGCUGUCAGCAAUCUCCAGCUGGCACACGGACUUCAAACUGCAGGAGAUCCUCAGGAAGGGUUCGUUCAGCAUCCAGGGGCGCAGGGUCCGUGUGUACCAGCCUGAGUUUGAAGAGUGCUGGGCUUUUGGACUUGUCUCGCAGCAUGACCCUGUCUCACAUGUUAUGGAGAUUACGCUGGAUAAGGGAAACGAGAAGCAGAUGGUGGAUCCUCGUGUGAUACAUGUCAUGCUAGUAGAGGAGGAGCCUGGUAACAACGCACAGCGAAGGAAGGACAGUGAAGCAAUGAAGGGGGACGGCCGCAGACGUAGGACCGCCUCAGAGGACGGUGACGAUCUGAACUUGAAGCGGUUUAAAGGAGCAGGAAACUCUGACCCAGGAGCCCAAAGCUGCGGGGAUUCCAGCAAAACCCCAGAGGAAGGCGUCGGUAUCUGGGCUGGGGACUCGGAUGGAGUGAGCAGCUCGACCAAAAACGGAAGCCCCUCAGAGGGAACCUCUCCUCCAGGAAGCGUGUCUUCUCCCAACACCAACUCCUCGGCCCCCUUGGACCACUCGAAUGCUUCCUCGCCCCUUUAUCCUGCCCUCGUCAAAGAAAACGGCCGCCUGUUCUCUCCCCAAGGGGCGGCGGACUCAACCAGCAACGCUUCUCACCCGCCUAAUCCUCCCCCUCUCAAACCAGCCCCUUCCCCUUUCUCUACCACGUCUUUUCCCUCACUAGGGCAGAUGCCAGUUCUGGUCCCUGGUGCUCCAGCUCCAAAGGCCUCCCCGUCCCCCCAGCCGGACCGAGAGGAAACCUGCCAGUCGACUUACUCUAAAACUGCCGCUCUUGUUUCCCCGGGGCCUGUCACUAUUUCUUGGUCACAAGACAGCAGACCCAGCGUAUCGCUGUCUCCGUCGAUGGGUUUCAGUCCUAAAGCUCCUACCUGGGGAGGCCAGACCGAGGGUCCUAAGACGACGCCCAGUUUCCGCUUGUCCCAGGCGGCGCCCACAGCGCCUGUGUUUGGAGAUGUUACAUCCCAGACCAAUGGAGCUCCCACCUCCACCACCGCUUCCCAUGACGCCGCCAGGCCUUUUGGCUUCGGCUUCAGUGGCGCAAAGAAUGAAGCUCGGCCUCUGCGUGACCAGAACCUCUUUUUUCAGUGUAUGACCCAGAAUUCUGGCACCAGCCCCGUCCUGACAACUGGCCAGGCUCAAACCAAGGACACUAAUUACUUCUCUGCUGCGUCAGAGAGUCUGAAUAAAGAGCCGGCGGCUCUUUUCAGGCCCGCGUCCUCCACCGAAGGGCUGAAAAAGCCCGAGCAGCCCAAAGUGCCUGAGGCUCAUGCUCUGGGAAACGGUGCUUUCAACCUACCAUCAGCCUUCCAGGGCGCAUCUGCAGGUGGACGGGGUCCCGGGCUAACUAUGGGUGGGCUUGGGUUGGCCUCUGAAGCCCAGAGUGCUACUAAGAACAACAAUAAUAAUGGAACUUCUGAAGGAGGUUUAGCGCUACAGUCUGGGUUUAACUCCUCAGAUAUCCACCAGAACCUUUUUCUGCAAGCAUCUAAUCCAUUUCUGGCUUACGGAGAUAAAAACUCCCCAAAACCUUUCGCCGGCCUCACUGGGACUGAGCCGCAAACCCUGGGUGUCUCUUUGGACAGCAAGCCUAACCUGUUCACCAUGGCAGAGCCCCCCAAAGGUAUCCUGUCCUCCACCUUCCCAGCGCCCUCCGCCGUGGCUUCAGUCAGCUCUUCUAACACUCCAACACCAGCUCAGACUUUGCAGAACGACAUGGCAGUGAAGAAGGAACAAGAAGGCGUCGAGAUGCCAACGUCUACGUCGGGCUGCCCGAUGCUCGGCGGCGGCGGCAGCUCUGGAGAAAUGAAAGACGCCGCUCUGUCCUUUGACCAGAACCAGCAGCAGAAGUUUAGCCUGGAAGACAGAAGUCAGUCGUCUAAGCGCGACUCGGACUCCAGCACCAACAGCGACCUGUCGGACCUCAGCGAGAACGAGGAGGGCCUGGAGAAAGACCAGAUUCCCGCGGGGCUUCCUCAUCCCGCCAAGGACGGCUCCAUCCAGCAGAAAUCGAAGGUCCAGGCGGCUGCCAAGAGCCGCCCUCGUAACAAAUCUUUUAAAGUGGGCCAGUCUGUGCUAAAGGAUCAGAGCAAGGUGCGGCGUCUGAAGCAGUCUGGUGAGUCCUUCCUCCAGGACGGCUCCUGCAUCAGCGUGGCUCCCCACCUGCACAAGUGCCGCGAGUGCCGCCUGGAGCGCUACCGCAAAUACCGGACCACCGAGGACGACAGUGGGGACGAAGACGACCCAAACGUGGCCUGCCGUUUCUUCCACUUCAGAAGGUUGGCUUUCACACGUAAAGGCAUACUGCGCGUUGAAGGCUUCCUCAGUCCUCAGCAGAGCGACGCCAUGGCAAUGGGUCUCUGGCUGCCUGCACCGGCAGUCCAAGAGGGCCUCGACCUCGAUACGUCCAAGUACAUCCUGGCCAACGUGGGAGACCAGUUCUGUCAGCUGGUGAUGUCUGAGAAGGAGGCCAUGAUGAUGGUGGAACCGCACCAGAAAGUGGCGUGGAAACGCGCGGUUCGAGGCGUUCGAGAAAUGUGCGACGUAUGCGAGACAACCUUGUUCAACAUCCACUGGGUGUGCCGUAAGUGUGGCUUCGGGGUGUGUCUGGACUGCUAUCGGCUCCGAAGGAACAGACCAAGAGAAGAUUUGGACGAAACCCCAGAAGAUGAAGUUUUCUCUUGGUUAAAGUGUGCCAAAGGCCAGCCUCACGAGCCUCAAAACCUCAUGCCAACACAAAUUAUACCCGGAACAGCUCUUUAUAAUAUAGGGGACAUGGUGCAUGCAGCGAGGGGCAAAUGGGGCAUUAAGGCCAACUGUCCCUGUGCCAGUCGACAUACAAAGUCACUAGUGCGCCCUACCGCCCCAAAUGGAUUUUCACAGCAGUCUACAUCCAGCAGCGGAAGUGGCCUUACAGUUUUAUCUGGUGCCGGCGUUACUCCGAAACCCGAGCCAGACACGUCCGCAGUCAAAACGGAGAGCAUGCAGACGGCCACGCCUUCAGACAGCGGGGGCGGGGGAAGCGGGGGCAGUACCAGUAACUCUGUCGUUAGCACAUCCACUCCCUGUAACCCCACACAGUCCUCCGCCAAGGACUCCCGUCCGUCAGGAGAGGGCAACAGCUCCGCGCUGCACUGGCUGGCAGACCUGGCAACACAAAAAGCCAAGGAUGACACCAAGGAGUCCGGCUCGCUCCGCGCCAUCAUGAGCAGAGAAAGUCGGCCUCCCUUCGGGCUGGACUCACUCAGCGCCCUUUCCAAGCCGCCCCCUUCCAGUCCGAAGCUCUUCAACAGCUUGUUACUCGGACCCAGCAUGACCCAGUCCAAGCCGGAGGGGUCCAGCCUGCGGGAUCUGCUCAACUCUGGACCGGGAAAGCUCUCUCAAGGCCCCGGAGAGAGCAGCGUACCUUUCCCCUCCGUUUUUACCUCAUCAAGUAGCGACAAGAUGAAGAGCAGCCUCCCGAACUUCCUGGACCACAUCAUCGCCUCCGUUGUGGAGACCAAGAAAGCCGAGGGCCGGCGAUCCGCGGCCUCCGAAGGCGGCGAGCUCGGAGUGCUGGGGGCCCGCAAAGACGGCGUCAUGACUCUUAGCGUUUUGGAACCACAUACCUCACACUCUUGGCUCUGUGAUGGGCGGCUCCUUUGCCUGCAGGAUCCCAGCAACAGCAACAACUGGAAGAUCUUCAGGGAGUGCUGGAAGCAGGGACAACCUGUGCUGGUGUCGGGGAUUGAUAAACGCCUAAAAGCUGAGCUGUGGCGGCCCGAGGCGUUCAGUGAGGAGUUUGGAAACCAGGAUGUAGACCUGGUCAACUGUAGAAACUGUGCCAUCAUUUCCGACGUAAAGGUGCGAGACUUCUGGGAUGGCUUUGAGAAGAUCUCCAAACGGCUGCAAGACGCCGACGGUCGGCCCAUGGUGUUAAAGUUAAAGGACUGGCCUCCAGGGGAAGACUUUAGGGACAUGAUGCCCACAAGGUUUGAUGAUUUGAUGGACAAUCUUCCGCUGCCCGAGUACACAAAAAGAGACGGCCGUCUAAACCUCGCUUCGCGGUUGCCCAACUUUUUCGUGCGUCCUGACCUCGGACCAAAGAUGUACAACGCCUACGGCCUGAUCUCAACCGAGGACAGGAAGGUGGGAACCACUAACCUCCAUCUGGAUGUGUCCGACGCCGUCAACGUCAUGGUGUACGUUGGCAUCCCUCAUGGAGAAGAAAACCAGGAGCAAGAGGCAGAAAACUCUGGAUACCAAGAGGUCAUGACGACGAUCGAGGAGGGCGACGUGGAUGAAAUGACGAAGAGGCGGGUACACGAGGGGAAGGAGAAGCCCGGAGCCCUCUGGCACAUCUAUGCAGCCAAGGACGCUGAGAAGAUUCGGGAAUUACUCCGCAAGGUGGGAGAAGAGCAGGGUCAGGAGAACCCUCCGGACCACGACCCCAUUCACGACCAGAGCUGGUACCUGGACCAGGGGCUCCGACGCCGACUGUACGAGGAGUACGGCGUCCAGGGCUGGGCCAUUGUACAGUUCUUAGGCGACGCUGUGUUCAUCCCCGCCGGAGCGCCACACCAGGUACACAAUCUGUACAGCUGUAUCAAGGUGGCGGAGGACUUUGUGUCUCCUGAGCACGUGAGGCACUGUUUCAGACUGACACAGGAGUUCAGGCACCUCUCCACGACUCACACAAACCACGAAGACAAGCUACAGGUGAAGAACAUCAUCUAUCACGCCGUGAAGGACGCCGUCGGCACACUGAAGGCCCACGAACCUAAACUAGCUCGCCCGUAGUCCUCCGCGCCACUCCACUACGUACACACAGCACAUGCCACAUGUCUACAUAAAUGAAAACUGCAGAGUACAAAGUACAGAGAUCGUGUUUGUUGUUCGGGGCAGUGAAGGUCUGAAUUUUGGGCGGGAAGAGAACAUUUCAUUUUGGGGGGGGAGGGAGGAGGGGAGGGGGCAGAUGGACGCUUCGAUGAGGGAACUCCUUUGUCGCUGUUACACAGUACUCUCAGACUUGUCUAGUUGUUUUUCAAGGUUUUUGUUUUUUUUCCCCCUCCUUUUUUUUGAUUAACAUUGUAUUUAAGGUCAGUGUGUUCUCUUGGUUUUGUUGUAAAUGUAAGAUGUUUGCGUAAGGGAGGUUAAAUAAAAGAGAAAAAAAAACAAAAAAAAGCUGGCGUGCCUUCAGAGCAGAGGUUCAGCUACGAUAUAAGCAAAUCGCAAAAUGUGAGUACCGGGCUAACGAUCUUAUUUUGAUGACAUGCUUACGUUUUCCCAUUUAGAAGCAAGGUUAACCUGUUUUUGUAGAUUCUUUUUUUAAACCUCUGAUUGUUUUUUUGCCGUCUGUGGCUGAAAUGAAUUUGCAGAGCAGCCAAUCAAGGGAAGCUGACCAAAGUUUUGUAUUUUUAGUUUUCUUAUUUCUCUCAUUUAGAGUAAGAACUCUUCUUUUCUACCUACACAACAAGUUGAUUAGACGUGCUUCAGAGACGGCAAUUUUUUCCUCUUUUUUUUUUUUUCUUUUUAAACCCGUCUUUGUUCAUGGGGGGGGGUUUGAAGAAUUACAGACUCCCAGCGAUAUUGUUCAAGAGUCACACUUGCAGCUGAACAGAACUACUGGCCAUUAACAUUGUAUCAAUAUAUAUAUUGAUCUUAGCAGUUGGAUUUUUUUUCACAAUAAAAUUUACAAAAAUAA